This is a messenger RNA of Hemiscyllium ocellatum (epaulette shark), 4122 nucleotides long. It is a transcript of the gene bmpr1ba, whose product is annotated as bone morphogenetic protein receptor, type IBa. Gene Ontology annotation, molecular function: transforming growth factor beta receptor activity, type I; ATP binding; SMAD binding. The record is from RefSeq and is a predicted model, not a curated record. Gene Ontology annotation, cellular component: plasma membrane; signaling receptor complex. NCBI's taxonomy places the organism in Eukaryota, Metazoa, Chordata, Chondrichthyes, Orectolobiformes, Hemiscylliidae. The transcript is spliced from 13 exons. The coding region runs from base 327 to 1925 and encodes 532 amino acids. Gene Ontology annotation, biological process: BMP signaling pathway; protein phosphorylation; dorsal/ventral pattern formation.
CCCGUGUGAAGUGGGAGCAGAGCAAGAAAGAAGCAUUCAGCAGCGACUGAAGAUCAUUGCCAGAGAUUAAAGCAGGGCAAGCGGAGAGUGCAGGAGUUUGCAGUGAAGGUUGAAGUAUUCCAGUUUUUGGAUAUCACUUUUCGGAAUGAGUGGAUCGGUGCGUUUCCCUGAAACACUGACAAGGUUUUAGAAUAAUAGGGCAGUGUCUAUUGCAGGCCUGUCACAGAGCUGGAGGAGCUGCCUUAACUGAACUGAGCUACAACACUGAAACGGGCUAAAGGAAGGCAGGAGGAAAUCAUUAUCCAGCGUCUCCGUGCUCAAAGGUGAUGGUUUGGCUCGCUAAUCCUAGUUGGCAGAUUCCCGUUUCCGUGCUCGUGCUGUUAUCCCUACAGAUUGAAGGUAACCGUCUUGACAACAUGCUGCUGAGGAGCACCGGGAAACUCAGCGUUGAAACCAAGAAGGAAUAUGUUGACAGUACCAUGCCUGCGUCACCUCAGAAGGAUCUCUGGUGCCACUGUCACCAUCACUGUCCUGAAGAGUCAGUCAACAACACCUGCAAAACAGACGGCUACUGUUUCACAAUAAUGGAAGAGGGUGACUCUGGAGGCUACGUCAUCACAUCUGGGUGCCUGGGCAAAGAGGGCUCUGACUUUCAAUGUCGGGAUACUCCAAAGUCAUCUCAACGAAGAGCUAUUGAAUGCUGCACUGACCGGGACUUCUGUAACCGAGAUCUCCACCCGACAUUGCCACCCCAGGAUAUGAGAGAUUUUGUGGAUGGAAGCACCCACCACAUAGCCCUCCUGAUCUCCGUGACCGUUUGCAGCAUCAUCCUGGCUCUCCUCAUCAUCUUCUGCUACUUCAGGUACAAAAGACAAGAGGAGAGACCACGAUACAACAUGGGCAUUGAACAGAACGAAACCUUCAUCCCACCUGGAGAAUCCCUUAAGGAUCUGAUUGAGCAGUCACAGAGCUCAGGCAGUGGUUCAGGGCUCCCUCUCCUGGUUCAGAGGACGAUUGCUAAGCAGAUUCAGAUGGUGAAGCAGAUCGGGAAGGGGCGCUAUGGUGAAGUCUGGAUGGGAAGAUGGCGCGGUGAGAAGGUUGCGGUUAAAGUCUUCUUUACAAUGGAGGAGGCCAGCUGGUUCAGGGAGACGGAAAUUUAUCAGACCGUGUUAAUGAGACACGAGAACAUCCUUGGCUUCAUUGCUGCUGACAUCAAAGGGACAGGGUCUUGGACUCAGCUGUAUCUGAUCACAGACUACCAUGAGAAUGGAUCUCUUUACGAUUACCUGAAGUCCACAACCCUCGACACGAAAGCCAUGCUAAAGCUAGCAUACUCGACGGUCAGUGGGCUCUGCCACUUGCACACGGAGAUCUUUGGAACGCAGGGAAAGCCUGCCAUCGCCCAUCGCGACUUGAAAAGCAAGAACAUAUUGGUGAAAAAGAACGGGAUGUGCUGUAUUGCCGAUCUGGGCCUGGCUGUUAAAUUCAUCAGUGACACCAAUGAAGUUGACAUACCCCUGAACACCAGGGUAGGCACAAAACGUUACAUGGCACCAGAAGUGUUGGACGAAAGUCUCAAUCGCAACCAUUUCCAAUCAUACAUCAUGGCAGAUAUGUACAGCUUUGGUCUGAUCCUCUGGGAAAUAGCUCGCCGUUGUGUUUCUGUAGGCAUUGUUGAAGAGUAUCAGCUCCCUUACCAUGAUCUGGUGCCCAGUGACCCGUCCUUUGAAGAUAUGAGGGAGGUGGUGUGUAUCAAGCGACUGAGACCAUCCUUCCCCAAUCGAUGGACCAGUGACGAGUGUUUGAGACAAAUGGGAAAAGUCAUGACAGAGUGCUGGGCCCACAAUCCAGCUUCUCGGCUAACAGCUCUCCGAGUGAAGAAAACCUUGGCUAAAAUGUCAGAAUCACAAGAUAUUAAACUCUGAUGCAACACCAAAUCUCCACUCGGUGUUCGAGACCCUCACAUAGCACCAGACCCGUAGCGGAUGGGAGAGUGACAGCCUUUUGACCCUUUCUAAACUAUCUUUUCUAUUUAAGUCAUUUCAACCCCUUGAUCGUUGGUGCAGCAAUGGGCUGAUUAACGAGGGAGAAGUGAACUGUCACAGCAGCCACCAGAGAUGGCAAAAGGAGCAUCCACUGGGUAUUUCCUGCUUACAUAGUGUUAAAAACAAACAGGUAUUCAAGAGAUUAACACAAAGGGAGGUUGCAUGCUCGCUUUCUGUGAAAGCUGUUCACUUGGUUAAUUUGUUUUUUUUUGAGAAGUGUUAUGCAAUAAGAGACUCAAAAAGCCAACUCCAACCUGACUCCAAUUGUACAUAAACUGACGCCAUUAACACUGGGUGGAGCUGCUGUAGGGUUUAACUGAGCUGAGUUUCUGACGACCAUAGGGGCGGAAGAUGUCGCCUGGAGUCCACUGAGAGCAAACGUCCUCAUCACAAGAAAAUGUGUUCCGCCGCUGUCUGCCCUGUCAUGGACACCUAUGAGAACGUUUCAUUGAGUAUGCGUGUGGAUAUUCCUUUGACCGAAGAGAGCUGGAUGGGAAGGGGCCUUGUGACAGGAAUAUGACAUUUAUUGACAAGCAUUGACAGGAACCCAGACAAUGUGAGACAUGGAUUGUAAUGUCUUCACCUUCCAUUCAAAACCGUCUCCAGAUGAUCAUAUAAUUGGAUUCCAUCUGGCCAACUGGAACUGUGUGCUAAUAUCUUUGUCUUGGAUCUCUUGUCACUCCAUCAUGCUUUCUGACUUUCCUUUGUAUCUCCUUCAAGAGCCCUACUGCUCUUACAGAAACACUUUCGGUGGUCAGAGGAUUGAAAGGGGAUUUGUUAAGCUAUGAGAGGAAUAAUCUCCUGGUCCAGAGUUCAUCGUGUUGGAGCAGCACUCUGGGAAUUCAUGGUGGACCAUCAUUGGUGGUAAAUUCAUAGGUUCAGAGAACAGGUGUCCCUGGCAGUCAGAGCCUGGCAAUGAAUGUAACGUUAGCAACCAGGUUACUCAGCUGGGAAACCACUCAAGGGGCUAGUUGUAAGGGACUGAUCAUCUGCUGAAUGUCACUCCCAAUGGGAAGUAUCAUGAAGUGCUGGGGAAAUUGACCCCCAAACAAAGAAAGGAGAGAGGAGGGAGACAGGUUCUAAAUCCCAAAAGGUGCUCCUCCAAGUCACUGAGAUUCUGCCCUGUUUUAUAUGCCACUCGUGGGCACUCGUGACAGUGGGUACUUGUCAGAUUAGAGACUUGGACAGCCUUGUGGGGACUUAUGGUUACAAUGUUGGGAAAAAUUCCAAUAUUUUCCCAAUACGCCUCCCCUUUUGUAAGGGUGCUGCAGUGAGUUUAGUAGUUUACUGCCAUUUCUUCAGGACAUGCUCCUCUGAAGUUAUUUGGGAGCCUCACAUUUCACAUGUUUCCUGGGUACUCCUUCCCAUUGGUUUCCAAAUGAAUCCCAGAGACAGGGGAACUUUUGACAAUAACCCUCGUUAUAAGGAUGGGCCCCAGUGGAUCCAGUGCCCCAGUGUUCAGCAUUCCUAUCAUAUUUCUGCCUCCAAACUUGCAGCUAUAUUCUCUAUAAAUGAAGAUGAUGAUUGAACAGAACCGAUGAUUACUUACAGGGUGGAAACAGGUCCUUUGGGCUAGCAAGUCCACACCAACCCUGCGAAGAGCAACCCACCCAGACCCCCACAUUUACUCCUUCACCGAACACUAGGGACAAUUUAGAAUGGCCAAUUCACCUAACCUGCACAGCUUUUGGACUGUGGGAGGAAACUGGAGCACCCGGAGGAAAUCCACGCAGUCACGGGGAGAACAUGCAAACUCCACACAGACAGUUGCCUGGGAUGGAAAUUGAACCCAGGUCUCUGGCGCUGUGAGGUGGCAGUGCUAAUCACUGUGCCACUGUACCGCCCUUUCAGGAGUGAGGUUUGGAAACGUGCAAAGAAGUGAGAGGAAUUCACUAUAUCCCAAUAUUUAUUCAAGGAUAAACACACUGAGGCCAUUAUAACAUACAAUACGUCCUGUCAAUUAGCCAACAAAAAGAAACACAAGUGUUUGCUUUGGUGCAAUUCACAACGUUUGACACCUUCCAUCCAUGAGCUGCAUCCAUUGCUAAUUUUUAAAUCUGAAAUCAAUAGACUUUUG